This is a messenger RNA of Pseudocercospora fijiensis CIRAD86, 402 nucleotides long. RefSeq lists its product as uncharacterized. NCBI's taxonomy places the organism in Eukaryota, Fungi, Ascomycota, Dothideomycetes, Mycosphaerellales, Mycosphaerellaceae. Gene Ontology annotation, biological process: endosome organization. The record is from RefSeq and is a predicted model, not a curated record. Gene Ontology annotation, cellular component: BLOC-1 complex. The annotation marks the transcript as partial. The transcript has 2 exons.
AUUGCCGACAAUCGUUUGGGUCUUUCGCCGCAAGAUGUUGCAACGCUUCGCCAGCACCAGCAGCGCGCCCAUCAAGAUUCCAGGUCUUCAGCUGGAUCUCAGGCCAGCAGUCAGGGCCGGCUAUUGCUCGAUCCAGGAAGUCUACAAUUGCUGUCUCGACACUUCGAUCGGGUCAUGCAGGCUAUCGCGCAAAGACUAGAGCAGCUCAACGAAGCCACCGAAAGAGCUACACAAGCGCAAUACGAUCGAUCGGGCAAUGCGAUACAAAUGGCAGAUGCUGAGAUAGCCCGUUUCCGAGCCAUACUACAGCAAAUCGACGAGCUUGAAAUGGAAUUUGACAAGAUUAAGAGAAUCAGAGAAAUCGUUCGUGGAUUUCGUGCUCGUGUUGAGCAUUUGGAGAGA